AGCAAUCCAAUCAAUUGAAACUGAUUUAAUUGUCAGAACUAGGAUUUUUCGAAAUUUUCUUUCGAUUUGGUAAUAUGUCAAAAAAUGAAGAUCGUAAAGGAUCAGAUCAGGACGAGGAGGAUGACAAUGAAAACGAAAAGAAAAAGAAAGAGAGUAUUAGAAAACCGCGAUUUUCCCCUGCACCAAUUAGGCCGGGGCAGAGCGACGAUGACGAAGUUAAUGUGACCUAUGUGGAGCCGGACGAAGUCGCUGAUGAUUCUUCCAAUCGCUCCUGGUGGCAGAGUCCGCCCGAUAUGCUGCCUUCGUUCUCGUGGGAUGGGCCUGAUUACUUCGAUUUCGAUGACCUGCUUCCGGUAAUUGGCGAGUUUGGUCGCUUCCAGUUUGUCCUUUUUCUGUACAUGAUCCCCUUCGGAUACAUCGCUGCCUUUGUAUACCUGGGACAGAUAUUCAUGACCCUGAAGCCCCACAAGUACUACUGCUUCGUGCCACAACUGACCCUGGUUCCUGGCGAGAACUUGCGGAAGCAGCUCUCGAUUCCCCGGGAGACGGAUGGAUCGUUUAGCCGUUGCCGGAUGUUUGACAGGAACUAUACCAAUAUGCAUGCCUCUGUUGCCAACAACACACAUUAUGUAGAUGACUUGCUGCCGACGAUUCCCUGCCAGUACGGAUACGUCUUUGAGGAGGAGAACCUGCGGUUCUAUUCGGCCACCAUGGAAUUUGGCUGGCUGUGCGAUAACGACAUGUACGCCACGUAUUCCCAGUUCAUCUUCUUUGUAGGAUCUAUUUUGGGGUGUGUGGGCUAUCCGUACUUUGCCGACCAUGUCGGACGAUUGGGGGCAUUGGUCAGUAGCUGCUCCCUGGCCAUAUUGGGCAGUUUGGCAACCGCGGCCUCCUCGAAUUUUUAUGCAUUUUCCCUUGCCAGAUUGCUUGUUGGGGCCUCGUAUGACACCUGCUUCACCAUGGCAUAUAUUGUGGUGCACGAGUAUGUGGGUCCAAAUUAUCGCACAGUGGUGGCCUACUUAACAUUGGCCUUGUUCUACUGUCCAUUUACGAUGCUGAUGCCCUGGAUGGCUCUGUUGGUCGGCAACUGGCGGAGGUUCGCCCUGAUGGGAUGUCUGCCUAUCAUCUUUGGAAUGGUCUCCUACUUCCUGCUGCCAGAAUCGGCACGCUGGCUGGUGUCCAGGGGAAAUUUUGACAAGGCGCUGAAGCUCCUGAAGUUGGCGGCGCGGCAGAACAGAAAAGUGGUGCCGGCGGAUGUGCUCGACAACUUCAAGGUGAGCUGUGCGGAGUUCUACCAAGAGGAGACAAAGGGACGCAAAUUUACUUUCCUCUCGAUAUUCAGGCGGCGCCGCAUGGCACGCUUUAUGAUCCUGCUGAUCUUUCUCUGGAUGACCAUAUCGCUGGUGUACGAUGGCCAGGUGCGGGUGGCCAGUGUCCUCGAUACGAAGAAUCUAUUUGUCUACUUCACGUUGUCCUGUGCAACGGAACUGCCUGGCUAUUUCCUAGUGUUCCUGACCCUCGAUCGAUUUGGGCGGCGUUGGAGCUCCUUUGCGUUCACCACCUUCAGUGGAGUCUUCAGCCUGAUCGGUUCCGGAAUGAAAACCUUGCCACUCAUGAAGAUUUGCGCUUUGGCAAGUCGGUUCUUUGCCAGCAUGUCCUUCAACAUAGGACUUCAGUGGGCGGCCGAAAUUCUGCCGACGGUGGUGCGUGGCCAGGGAGUGUCCUUCAUUCACACAAUGGGCUUUGUUGCCAUGCUAGGUUCCCCACCGAUUAUCUACCUUAGCCACUUUUCCGUCUACCCGAUGCUGUUGGUGCUUGGAUGUAUCGGCCUUUUCGGAGGACUGGUGUCGCUGCUGCUGCCGGAGACCCUUAACCACGAGUUGCCCGAAACUAUAAGCGAGGGCGAAGAUUUCGCCAAGGAUCAGAGGUUCUGGCACAGUCCCUGCUGCGGUCCCGGCCGUCGAAAAUCCCAUCCCAGGCACUCGCGGAUGGGCUCCACCCUGAGAACUGUGUCGCGGGACGAGUACCGCUCCUCCAAACUACACCGCCAUGUGAACAGGCCGGACACGGUUUACGUUCUGCAGCGUAGCAGCACCAUUUCCAGUCACGAGAGGCUCAGCGAAAGGGAGAUCAGAACCAUACAAUUCAAUACCAGUGACUGUGUGUGACAAUUGAUUGAAGAGACAUAACUUGUAGAUUUAAUUAUGUUCUUUUAUAGCUUUUUUUAAUAGCU
Drosophila bipectinata is the source of this 2233-nucleotide messenger RNA. RefSeq names its product beta-alanine transporter. Gene Ontology annotation, molecular function: transmembrane transporter activity. The record is from RefSeq and is a predicted model, not a curated record. Gene Ontology annotation, cellular component: membrane. Gene Ontology annotation, biological process: transmembrane transport. Lineage: Eukaryota; Metazoa; Arthropoda; Insecta; Diptera; Drosophilidae.